Messenger RNA from Vespa velutina, 5139 nucleotides. It is a transcript of the gene Hecw, whose product is annotated as E3 ubiquitin-protein ligase HECW2. NCBI's taxonomy places the organism in Eukaryota, Metazoa, Arthropoda, Insecta, Hymenoptera, Vespidae. Gene Ontology annotation, molecular function: ubiquitin-protein transferase activity; protein binding. Gene Ontology annotation, biological process: regulation of dendrite morphogenesis. The transcript is spliced from 10 exons. The record is from RefSeq and is a predicted model, not a curated record. Bases 325 to 4443 code for a protein of 1372 amino acids.
UGUGUGUGGAAAAGAGAGAAAGAGAAAGAGAGAGAGAGAGACAGAGAGAGAGAGAGAGAGAGAGAGGAGAAAGAAAGAGAGAGAAAGAGAGAGAGAGAAUAUAAAAAAUACUAAGCUCAGUCUGCUAUAUCUUUCUGUCAAACUACAAUGUUCAUCGGUGUAACGUAUCCGUGUAUAAUUAAUAAGACGAGUCGAUGAAAGUAAUUACAACUAUCUAAAAUGAAUAAUUGAAAUGUCAUUUUGCGAAUUUUUGCGGAAGAUGUGUCAUGUGGGCCCAUGAAAUGAAAAUACAUUAUUUUAAUUAGUCAAAAUAAUGUUUUAAGAAUGCCAUCUGAAAUAAAAAAUAUUGAUGCUCUAAGUGCACAAGAUGAGGAAAGAGAAAGGCCUGUGGAAGACUUGGCGACAACUAUAAAAACAAAUUCACACAAUACCUUAUCAAAUGUAGACAACAACAAGGAGACUUUAACAUCAAAUGAUAGAACUGAAAUAAUAGAAGUUGCAGGUAACUCUUCUAUAUCAUUUGAUAAUCAAAUAUUACCAGAGAAUGGUUCGCAACAAGCAGAGAUUGCAUCAUUGCAAGAUAAAAUAACAAAUAAUGAUAUUUUUACAACACCAAUUCCAAAUAAGAAAGAAACCCUACAAACAAAUGUAUCAUAUGCAUUAGUUUCAAAAGAAAACUAUGAUGAUAAAAACGAACUUUCCAAAGACAUUACAGUCAAUGAUAAUACUUCAUACAAGGAACUCGCACAAUCUUCAAAUCAAAUACCUGCAUUGCUAUCGCAUAAAAAUUUAAUUAGGAAAAAGAUUUUUUUUGCUACUACAGAUAAUGAAUAUGAAAAAUUACAAAUUGAUCUUGAAUCUACAUUUCAUGAUAGAAACUUAAUUCAAGAAAAAUGUGUUAAUUGGAAUCCAAGAAUACAACAAUCUGAAGCUAAUAAUGAAAGUAUAUCCACUAGUUCUCAUUCCAAAACAACAAAAGAUAAUUGUAAUGAUAUGAAUAUGGAUAAAUCAAUACCAUUUUCUCAAGAGUUAUCUGAUAUACAUUCAACAUUUGAUAAUGGCUCAGCAAAUGUCAGCAAUACUAUGAAUUUAAUGAAGCUAUUAAAACUGCCUGAUGAUAGUGAUAAUGAUUCUUUAUUAGAUAGUGCCAGUGGUUUUACUACAGAGAAUUCAUUUGUGCCAAAAAGGUUGUCAAGUCCAUUACCUACACAAAUAGACUCACUUGAUUCCCAUUAUAAUUUAAUCACUGCUAUGAAGCCAUUAAACAUAUCGGAUACUAAUAAUAAAGAAUUGGUUGAUGAUAUAAAUGAUACUGAUGUUUUAUGUUUACAUAGAAUGAAUGGAACACCAGAAUUACAAGAUAGUUUCACAAAUUUGCCACAUUGCAGCAAUUUUAUGAUUACCAAGGAUACUUUACAAUUGGAAGAUUUUAAUCAUAAAAGCUCUUUAGAAAAAGAGAAGUGCGAUGUAAAUGAUUUGAAUAAAGUUGAUUCAUUAUCUGCAAAAACGUCUAAACAUGAUAUGACAGUUGAAAAUAUGUUAACAGAUUUGUCUCAUAAUAAUAUCAUAAAGGGAAAGAAAUUAUUUAAAAUGUCAAUUUUAAGAAAUGUAGAUGAAGCUGCGGCAAUUCAGCAAACAGAAUUAGAAGAAAAUGCUAUAGCACUUUUAGAGCCAUCGGUUUCCAGACAAGAAACUUUAUUAGAGGAAGCUCAGAGUAUAGAGUUGGAUCCUCGUUCUUCAAAUAGUAGUGAUGGAAGUAAUUCUGAUACAGAGUCUCAACAAGCAAUUUCAACUCAUAACAGAUCUGCAAUGAAAUUAACAGAAACUAAUGAUGUAAUAACUAAAGAAGGGGUAGAAUAUUAUCAGCUAUGGCGUAGCACUGCCGGACUUUCACCUCCUGAGUCUUUAUAUGAAACGCUAUAUCCAAAUCCCCCACCCCUCCCUCCAAGAACAGUGAACAAAUUCUUGCACAAAAGGAAUGCAUUGCUACCAGAAUUACCAAAAAGGCAUCUUUCAAAAUACCCUGCGCCUUUGCACCCUUCAGACUGUUUUGGAUUUGAGAUUGUAGAUGUUGAUGAAGCAUCUAAUUUAAAGACAAGGACGGCAGUAACAACAAGUAUAGCAUUAUUAAGUUCACCAAGAGCUCAUAGAUCAUUGACAAGGCCAGAAACAGGAGGAUUAUCUAAUUCAGCAGAGUGUCCUCCAACACCAACGCACCGUCCAAAGCCUUUACGACCAUUACCUAUGUGUCAAACAUCAAAUAUAUCAUUAUCUUCAGAAGAACCAUUACCACCUUCAUGGGAAGCACGAAUAGAUAGUCAUGGUAGAGUAUUCUAUAUAGAUCAUAUUAAUCACACUACAACAUGGCAAAGACCUACAUUAGCUACUCGAAAUACGGGUUGUGAUCUUCGAAGACAACAACUAGAUAGACGCUAUCAGAGUGUUAGACGUACAAUUUCUCGGCCUGAUAAUAUUGAUCGUGAGCCCUGUAAUGCCAGUACGAAUGGAAAUCAUAGUGAAAAUAAUGAAAGACAGAAUGACAGAUCUACUGAAAGAACUGAUUCAGAGACUUUUGAUAUUACAACAAUACCACCGGUGCUAUUUUUAACAAGACCUGAUUUUUUCAAUGUCCUUCACACUAAUGUUGAAGCUAUGGAAUUAUACAACCAUAAUCCAAGCUUAAAACAUAUGAUUAGUAGAAUUAGAAGAGAUUCCACAAUUUUUCCAAGAUAUGAACAUAACAGGGAUUUGGUUACUUUAAUUAACUUCUUUGCUGAUUCAACAAAAGAGCUCCCAAGAGGGUAUGAAUCCAAACUCGACCGAACGGGCAAAAGAUUUUUCAUUUGUCAUGCAAGGAAGGCUACAUCGUUUAUCGAUCCGAGAUUGCCGACUGAAGCUGCACAUCCACGAACGUUACUGGAUGAAGCACCUACACCACCACCUAGACCACAACAGUCUGCUAUUACAACAACACCAGAUAUACCUGUAGCUUACAAUGACAAAGUCGUGGCCUUUUUAAGACAACCAAAUAUAAUAGAUAUUCUAAAAGAAAGACAUUCAGCAUUAGGACAAAAUAUAGCAUUACGUGAGAAAGUUAAUACUAUUAGAGUAGAAGGUACCACAGCCUUACAAAGACUGGGACAUGAUGUACCUUUAGCAUUAUUGUUAAGUUUGUUCGAGCAAGAAAUUAUGUCAUAUGUACCUGGAAAUGUAGGUAGAUCUCCAAUUGGUAGUCCGCAUGCAUCACCAGGUUUAACAAGAGCUUCAGCCAGAGCUCCAGCUCCGUAUAGAAGAGAUUUUGAAGCUAAACUUAGGACAUUUUAUAGAAAAUUAGAAAGUAAAGGAUAUGGUCAAGGACCAGGAAAACUUAAGUUACAUAUUAGAAGAGAGCAUUUACUGGAAGAUGCUUUUACACGUAUAAUGGCUGCUACUAAGAAAGAUUUGCAAAAAGGCAAAUUAGUAGUUAUUUUUGAUCAUGAAGAAGGUUUGGAUUAUGGUGGUCCAUCCCGUGAAUUUUUCUUUCAUCUGUCACGUGAACUUUUUAAUCCUUAUUAUGGAUUAUUCGAAUAUUCUGCGAACGAUACAUAUACAGUUCAAGUAUCUCCUAUGUCAGCAUUUGUUGAUAACUAUCACGAUUGGUUCAGAUUUUCAGGUAGAGUUUUAGGUUUGGCAUUAGUUCAUCAAUAUUUAUUGGAUGCGUUUUUUACAAGGCCAUUUUACAAAGCACUUUUAAGAAUACCAGCUAGCCUAAGCGAUUUAGAAAGUUUGGACCAAGAGUUCCAUCAAAGUUUAAUGUGGAUUAAAGAAAGGGAUAUAAGUAUAGAACCGUUGGAAUUAACUUUUUCUGUUACGGAAGAACUUUUGGGUCGCGUGACAGAACGUGAGUUAAAGCCAGGUGGACGAAAUAUUGCUGUUACAGAAAAAAAUAAAAAGGAAUAUCUUGAACGGGUUGUACGUUGGCGAUUAGAACGUGGUGUCGCAGAACAGAUAGAAUCACUUGUUCGUGGCUUUUACGAAGUGGUAGAUCCUCGAUUGGUAUCAGUAUUUGAUGCACGUGAAUUGGAAUUGGUAAUAGCAGGUGCAGCAGAGAUUGAUCUUAAUGAUUGGAGAAUGCACACGGAAUAUAGAAGCGGAUAUCAUGAUGCACAUCCAGUGGUAGAAUGGUUCUGGAGUAGUAUAAGCCGAUUCUCGAAUGAGCAACGGCUUCGAUUAUUACAAUUCGUAACUGGUACUUCAAGCAUUCCAUAUGAAGGAUUUGCAGCCUUGCGUGGAUCUACUGGACCAAGAAAAUUUUGUAUUGAAAAAUGGGGAAGACCAAACAGUUUACCAAGAGCUCAUACUUGCUUCAAUCGUUUGGAUCUUCCGCCAUAUCCUACACCGGAAAUUUUAUAUGAAAAAUUAUUAUUAGCGGUGGAGGAAACCAAUACCUUUGGAAUCGAAUAAGGUAACAGCUUCGCUCGACAACACGUUUCAAUAUAUUCCAAAUUUUAUAAGUGACUUUUUUUUUUAAGCUAUCAAAGAUGUAUCAAUAUGUACAUAAGUAGAGGUAUAAUGUUGUCCUUCUGUAGCGAUUAUUAUUAAUAGCGCGUAAUGGAAAUGUUCUCUCUAUUCGUCCAAGUUUUUUCUUUUUCUUUUUUUUUUCUUUUUUCAUGUGUCAUAUUCUUUCUAAUGUAUUUUCUGAUUGAGAAUAUCUAUACAUUGUAUAUUUCUUGGCAGCUUAUGUUUUUAAGCUAUUUAAAUGCACCGUAAUAUUACAUAUUCGUGGCCGUGCGUGUGAAGUCAUGAAUGUUUUGCGUUUUAAAAUAGUAUCUUUAAUACAUAUGAAUAUAAUGAUUAAACUCAAUGCUCAAAAAUUGGAAAGUAUUCCCACCAAGUGCUAUUAUCGCUUUUUACUAUAUCGUAUCUCUCAUUUGAUAAUAUUUCUGAUAGAUUAAUAUAAAGAUUCAAAUAACAUGAAAUUAUAUAUUUUUCUUUUUUCUUACAUUGAAGACAUAGUUACAGUUCUAAUGUUAUAAAUGCUUUCCAAAGUUUAUUAAAAUAUUACAGUUAUAAUAAAGUAUAUAAAUCAUAAGCCAAUUUAUAAAUGGUUCACAAAAUUAUGCUUGAUAAAAAUCCUAAUAAACAUUUUUAUUGUUUUGA